UAGACAGCCGUCAACGCUCUGUUUCCACCCAUAGUUCUUCCCUUCCUAAAUCCGAAAAUAUUGGACAUCCAUCAAGAGCAGUUAUUAUAUCUAUAAAUGAAGACUGUGCAGCCACCUGGAGGAGAACGUGAUGCAGACAGAAAAGACUUCACGUCCUGGGUGUCAGUCUGCCCUGGUGGGCUUUGGGAGGUACAGAGGAAAUGGACUGGAGAGAGGAAGAAGGGUUUUGUGACCCCUGCCCUGGGCUCAGUGUGCAAGGUCAGGGUGCACCUCAAAGGAAGCUCUGAAAAAGAUCCACCAAGGCAGCAUUCUGACAAGACUGAGGAAUCAAGCAGCCUCUCUACAGUGCAGGCUACCUCCUACCCUCGCACUCUAGAGUCUGUGCUGCAGAUUCCCUUGGAGGAGUGGGUCCUGUUGCGGCUUGGGGAAGGCCAGUGUGAUGUCAUAGAGGGAUGUCUGGAGGGUAUGAAAGCUGAGGAGGUGUGCGAGUUUCAAGUGAUGCCUUUUAAUAAGGAUUCCAUGCCCAAGCUUACUGGGACCAGCGCACAGGCAGAGGAUCAAGAAGCCUGCAAAGGGGGAAGUACACCUUACCACUGGGGAAUAUACACAAUAGAGCUCCAUUCUUUUACCCCUGGCAAAGAAUCAUGGGAGAUGACGUCUGGGGAGAAGUGGACAUGGGUUAAGUCCCACAAAGAAAGGGGUGGCCAGAGGUUUGGGACAGGGGACGUGUGGGGGGCAUCAGACAGCUACUGUAAGGCAAUGAAGCUGCUUAUCACCUUAACCGAAAGGAGGAAUGGCGACAAGGGCAUUAAGAAGGACGAUAAAGAGGAAGAGGGGGAUGCAGAAGCAGGUGCUGUAGCUGCUGCGGACUGUGAUGAAGAAGAGCACGGUAGAGAGUUGGCGGCUGCCUCUGAGCAGGGCCACGUCCCCACAGAUGAGGAAUACACAGGCUUGAAAGCGGAGCUCCACUCCAAUCUCUCCCUCUGCCAGCUUAGGCUGAACCAGCCUGCCAAGGCCAGAGCCAGCAGCUUGAAUGCCACCCAGCUGGACCCAACGAGCACCAAGGCCUGGUAUCGACUGGGUCAGGCCAGCCUUCUGGUUGGUGAGCUGCAGGAUGCCCGUAUGGCUUUUGGGAAAGUUCUAGAACUUCAGCCCAACUCAGUGUCUGCCCGUCAGGCUUUGAAACAAGUGAACGUGAAGGAGAAAGAGGUGGACAGCAAGCUAGGCCAAAGAUUAAGCAAGAUGUUCUCCUAAUGUAUUUGUGCUUGGAACUGGGAAUGGCUUGAAGUAUUGUCACUGUGUCACAAUAUGAUUACAUAAUGUAUGUGACAAAGUCUCGCUAAUGCAAAGGUCUUUGUUCCACUUAAGAAGAGUAACACUGGCUUAAUCUUCAUUGCUCCUGAAGAUGACACUGUAAAACAUAGCCAGAUACCUUCUUUUUUUUUUUUUUUACCAUACCAUGACAUGUUAGAGUUUCUUUUAUUGCGGAAUGAAUUCUGACCAACUGUUUCUAGAGGGAAAAUGUACAGGUUUUGACUGUGUAGAGGCCUUAUUGGGAUGUGUGUGUGUGUGUGUGUGUGUGUGUGUGUGGGUGGGUGUGUCUGUCUGGGCGUGGGCGCGCGUGUGUGUGUGUGUGUGUGUGUGUGUGUCUGCGCAUGUGUGUGUAUUUGUAUGUGUGUGUGUAUUUUGCAUAUGGAUGUUGUUCAGGCUUAUUGAAAGCAUCAGUGAUUACAGAAUGUCAAUUAAAGAAUAUUUAUGCCA
Messenger RNA from Clupea harengus (Atlantic herring), 1761 nucleotides. It is a transcript of the gene fkbpl, whose product is annotated as FKBP prolyl isomerase like. Gene Ontology annotation, molecular function: protein binding. The record is from RefSeq and is a predicted model, not a curated record. NCBI's taxonomy places the organism in Eukaryota, Metazoa, Chordata, Actinopteri, Clupeiformes, Clupeidae.